GGCUCUUUCUGCUUUGCUACUUUUGAUUGCUCGCCAGAGGGUGUACCUUUAGCUUCCCCCAUCCUGCAAGGCCACUCAACCAUGUGCCAGCUGGAGUAAUCUUUAUUCACAAUGUCUUUACAAAGGCUUCUGCAACAGAGCAGCAAUCGCAACUUGGUGGACUACUGCACCAGUCCUGCGUCUAGCUCGUACGCCUCACUCACAGGCAGUCUUGAGAUGGAUGACAACAGAAGGAUUCGAAUGCUGGCAGACACCGUGGCUACUUUGCCUCGGGGACGAAAGCAGCCUGCUUUGACCAGAUCAAGUUCUUUGGGUGACUUUUCCUGGUCUCAGAGAAAGCUUGUAACUGUGGAAAAGCAGGACAAUGGAACAUUUGGAUUUGAAAUUCAGACGUACAGGCUCCAGAGCCAGAACUUCUGCUCCUGGGAAGUGUGCACUCUGAUCUGCAAAACACAGGAGGACAGUCCUGCUCACUGUGCGGGCCUGCAAGCUGGUGAUGUCCUUGCAAAUAUCAACGGAGUGAGCACAGAAGGCUUUUCCCACAAACAAGUGGUUGACCUGAUCAGAUCGUCAGGAAACUUGCUAAGGAUAGAGACUCUUAAUGGAACAAUGAUUCUCAGGAAAGCAGAGCUUGAAGCAAAGAUGCAGGAUUUAAAGCAAACCUUGAAGAAAAAAUUGGUGGAGUUCAAGUCACUGCAGUUACAGGAACAGCGCCUGCUUCAUGGGGACGCUGGUAACAGCCCAGGUUUGGAAAACAUGGAGUUGGAUGAGUUGGCUGUUUUGGGAUCCCUGCCUGGGCCAGGCCCAGCCGUUCUGGAACAGAAUCGGUUGUCCAGUGAGAGCAGCUGCAAGAGCUGGCUGAGCUCCAUGACGGUGGACAGCGAGGACGGCUACCAGACCUGUGUGUCUGAGGACUCGAGCAGGGGAGCCUUCAGCCGGCAGACCAGUACUGAUGAUGAGUGCUUUGUCCUCAAGGAGGGGGAUGAUUUUAUGAGGAGCUCCUAUUCAAGGAGAAACCGAAGCAUCAGCACGACCAGCAGUGGAUCCAUGUCUCCAUUAUGGGAGAAUAAUUACUCAAGCAUGUUUGGGACUCUGCCUCGGAAGAGCAGAAGGGGAAGUGUUCGGAAACAACUCUUGAAAUUCAUCCCUGGCCUUCACCGUGCUGUGGAAGAAGAAGAGAGUCGCUUUUGAUGGUGUAUGGUACCUUUUAAAGUUAGCUUAUUUCACAAAUAUAAUAGACUCUCCUAGAGCAACUCCACCCAAUUUGGUGGGAAAAUGAAGAUAAAUUGUGAAACUGACAGCCCAUUUCACAAGUAACAAUGACCUUUAUUUAAAAUUUUACAUCCUUUUUGUUUCUUAAAUCAUUUUUCGACCACAGCACCUCAGGUUCUAAGGAGACAUUAGGGAAGUUAAAUAAUAGGUUAAAUAAUAUAACCAAUACAAGUUCUGGCUCAUUCUAAUGCUGCCUGUGAAAUCAGGAAUGUUUAUUAUCUAGAUUAUCUAUAUGAAAAAUUGACAAACUUUCAGAGUCCGGUGUGAAUAGGGAGUGACAGAAUAUAAUUAUCUGUUCUAUGUUCCACAGGAUAAUUUGAUAAGUUUCAAAACUUUGUUUGCUUUAGCUCAGUGCCUUCUCAGGAGCCAUAAUAGUAUGUAAUUUUGAGUGUUUCUGUUCAAGUCUUUAAGGAGUUAUAAAUAAAGAUAAACAUUAGCCUUUUCUCACAUCUAUAAUGACAAUAAAUCAAGAAGUAUAAAAUUUAAUAUAAGGAAUUAAGUUUCAUGAGAACUAUGAAAAGAUGGGAUCUGAGAAGAGUGCUGAGGAAGAUUGAUAAUGUGACCUUCUUUAUAGACACUUAAAAUGGGUGGGAUCUCAUUCUUUUUAGCUCAACUCAAUUUUCGUUUUGGCUGAACAUUGAUGACAAGGAUAGGACACUCAGGAUCCUACGGCUUUGUCAUCACAAAUAUCUAAAACCCUCAAAAAUUAGGAUUAGGAAAAGGAUUUUUCUCCUAUAGAUUUUUGUACAUGAUUCCUCACUGUAUAUUCCAAAGAAUUAUCACCUUAGCACUCUUUUACCUAUUAAUUAUAUUUGCAUCAUAGUGCUUCUGGCUUUUCAAUCAUGCUAUAUUUUAUUCACUAUCCAUUAAGGUCCAUGUUUUCUUUGUUCUGGUGAUACAGCUGCUUUCUUCCUAUACUCUAAAGUAGACAAUCUCAACUGUAUGAUAAAUGGUCCUCAAUUAUUUUAACUUCGUGUGUGUGUGUGUGUGUGUGUGUGUGUGUGCAUGUGCAACUGUGUGUGUUAUUAGGAAAAAUAGAAACAAGUGAUUUUGAGUAGAACUAGUACACUUAAGUAAAGUUCUGAUUAAUCUAUAGAACAAAUCAUUUUGAGGAGAAAAGGGUGUGGUAAGGAAGCUUUGAGGGUAAGAAAUAAAUAACAAAUUAUAAAAAUAUUUCUAAGUGGGACCUGCUUUCUGUUAAUUCUCUGAACUGACAAACAUUCAGUGGACUUUGCAUGAAAGUCACAUGGAAGGCAGUGUGUAGCACCUUUUUCAAGCAUAAGAACAAUCCUGCCUACCAUUUAUUGAAUGUGAUUCCAGAAUAGUUGUUGUUAGGCAUUUAAAUAAGGUAGAAACUUAGAGAUUCCUGGGCUCACAUGACUCUCAGUGACACAGUUGGCAUUGAAAACUAAUUCUUCCUGGAUCUAGCCUAUCUUCUUAGUCUUUCUGUCUAUCCUUUAUGGUUUUGCUGGCUUUGUGCAGUUAUCAUCAGAGUAAUUUUUAUUUCCCAAACAAGAAAACUUAAAAUACAAAUUAUAAAACUGUGUAGAUAAGUAUAUUGUAUUUUAUAAGUAAGAAGCCAAACAAACAUUUAGAGUGACUGUUUCUUGUGUUUUACAUAAGCAAAUUUUCAGACACAGGCACAUUAAUACUUACAUAGACUGCAGUGCAUUUAUUUCAGCAUACUGUGGAAGAGGAAGGGCUUGAAAACCCGUUAUGAUUCAGCUGAUACUGCUUAUUUCUCAUCACACUCUAGAAUUAUCAUGUUAAAGAUCAGUUUGUGCAAAUGCAGUAUUUCCUGUUAAUUCUGUUUUGAAAGUCCAAGGGAAAGAAAUACAUUUAUUUGGUGAAAGAUGGCUCUAAAGUUUUCUGCACUGGGAAAAAUUGCUUUGGAAACUACCACGGUCAUUUGCAAAAGUAGGCUACAGGCCAUUUCCUUUUCGUGUGGUUUUAAUACAGAAGUGUAGCAGUGCUACAUAACAGUAAAUGUCAAAUGCAGAAUGGGAGCAUGGAAAGGACACAGCAAGCCUCACUCAGUCUCUAAUAAGUAUUAGAGUCAAGAGUUAAAUCUGUGUUCUGGGAAAAAAGAAAAGUUGGUUAACCAAGGUACAGGAAGGAAAGUAUGUCACAUUUUGUGUUUUCACAAGCUGCUUAGUGGAAAUGUGGGUAAAUUUCUCACAGGUUUUCAAUCUGAGUCUGACCUAAGUGGAGCUUUAGAAAAAUCUUCUGGUACACACUGACUCACUUUAAGUAAUUUAUGAGGAAAAGAAUUUUAAUUUUUUUGGUGGCGAAGUUGUCAAAUAUGUAUUACUAAUGAAUUACAUUGAUUGACAAAUUAUCACAGAAGCACAUUUUUCCAGAAUGGCAUUGAUAAACCAAAUUUGAGUAAAGCAUACUGGAAAAUUAUUUUAUCAUAUGGCUGAAGAAGCAACACCAUAUCAAACUGUUAGGAAAUACAUUUUUUGAAAUAAAUUUUUGUUCAUCAUGUACUUUGGAAGACUUUUAUAUCUUAGGUAUAUGACAAAAAUUUUGUCUAGUUUGAACCAAAGAAAUCAAAGUUGGACACAGUUUGUAUGUUCUGGUCAUAAAGUGUGGGUAUUUAAGAAUAUAUACAAAGUAAGUAUAGAAAAUAAUGCCAAACUAUAUUAAGAAACCUUUAAGAUCACAAGAAUGUUCUUACUUUAUGUCUGCCUUCCUACAGAACAAUGGACUACAAAAUCAAAA
Molecule: messenger RNA, 3996 nt
Organism: Heterocephalus glaber (naked mole-rat)
Lineage: Eukaryota; Metazoa; Chordata; Mammalia; Rodentia; Bathyergidae
Gene: Cytip
Product: cytohesin 1 interacting protein
Biological process (GO): regulation of cell adhesion
Cellular component (GO): cell cortex
Molecular function (GO): protein binding
Source: RefSeq, a predicted model, not a curated record